UACUUGAGCUUUUAGUUCAACUCAUUUCGAAAGAAUCGGGUUAAAUCGCUCGGUACAGUACACAUCAUAAAGCCAUAGCGCCAUUAGAGAAAGAUCGUGUCAACCGUAGCUAGUGAUCCUCGUACGAAAAAUCAAGUAUAUCAUACAAGUUGCUGUAUUAGUGUGUGAUUGUGCAGAACGAUGGUCAAAACACGAAGUAAAGAAUACAACGAUUUUAAAGAAUGGAAGCGUAUACACACAACAAUCAAUAGCGAAGAAGAUCAACUAAAGGCAUGUUUCAGUCAACUUUAUAACUUAAUAAGGAAUUGCAAAAAAGAUGCAUAUCCCAACUUUCUAGCUGCUUUUAGCAACAGAGAAAUCGAGACUCUUCUUAUAGAUUGCAUGAUUCACGAUAGUAGAUACAAUAGAGGCAGUACAUACAAAUUUAAAGCAGAAAAAGUCAUUGAGUUCGUAGCUAACAGUGGCUACAAGGAUGAACCCGACGUCGAUAAAGACGGCAACCCAUUGUUGAAUCGUACCACGGCACUGCUUUUUGCGUUCUUACAUUAUCGUUUAAAAUUCUGGAAAAGUCGUCUAUUCGAUAUAUACAACAACUUUGACGUUAAUUAUAUCCACGCGAAGACAGGUGUAACACACUUUCACGUGGCCUGCAGUUAUGGUUUGGAAAACAUCGUUGAAAAGUUUAUCGAGCGCGGGCAGGGCCCAAAUUGUCACGUGCAAGGAUUAGUCUUUACGCCGCUACUCCUGGCUCUAAAGUGGGGUUGCGAGAAGGUGAUCGAAAAAAUGCUAAAUUACGACCCGAAAUUGGUCAAUGCCCAGGACGAGGAAGGUAACCCACUGCUGUACUUGGCACUGGGCCCCACGAGGUUCAACAGGGCGGUGAUCGAAUUGCUACUGGAAAGAGGCGCUGACCCGAAUUUGGCCAAUGCGAAGGGAUGGACACCUCUGCACUUAAUUUGCGCAGAUUGUUGGGACGACGAUGCGUACGUGAAACAAUUCUUCGAGAUCGUCGACAGUCACAAUCAAACGGUGGAGGUUGACGCGAAGGACAAAUUGGGCCGGACACCGCUGCAAUGGGCCGUGGCGAGACUUGCGCCGAAAAUUAUCGAUGUUCUCUUGGACCGAGGCGCUGAUCUAUCUAGCUUUGUUUUUCCCACCGAGGUUUACUUCGCCAAGCACGUUGACAUCGAGUAUGGUAAUCUGGGAAAUCCUAACGUCGCUGGGAGACAAUGGCCCAUUAAAAAAUGUGAGAUUGUCCCCUUAAUACUGGGGGCUCGCACUAUGGACACUGUCGAGCGCCUUGAAAAAAGGGGCUACGAAUUGGACCAAGGUGUCGUCCUAAUGAUCAUGACAUUAUUUUCUAAGCGGAAAAUGUUCGAGGAACCGACGAAUGAUAAAAAAUCUUGGUAUUACAAAAAAAAUUUUGUGAGCCAAGCGAAAAACAUAGCGAUGAAACCGGGUCUGUCGCUUUAUGAUCUGAUUCCGUUACAACCCAAAGAGGCGGCGAAACUACUCGCAUAUGAGGACUACUUGAGCUUGGACUCGAAAAAGCGAGAAAUAAUUGAUCUCCCCAAAGGAUCCAGAAAAGAGUGUUCUGUGCAUCUGUGUGAGAAACUGUCGAGAGGAUUUUUCCGUCGAUGGGCCCUGGAAUAUUACUUGGAGAUGAUACGAUAUCGACUGCCGAUUGAGUGCUGUGAAAUGAUCAUCGAUGAAUCAUUCACGAACAAAAAUUUAUAUCAUAUUUGCUUGGCGGCUAAAACAAGAGCCUUGAAGAUUAGAAAAUAUAAUUCCAGAUAGUUUUCCAGUAACAAAAAAACAUAAAAGUUUAUAAAAAAACUACAGCAAGCUUCGGGUAUCCGUAUACUUACGGAUGAAUAAUCAUAAAAAUGAAAACUUAAUCUUCGAUACAUAUUUUAGAAUAGAAACUAUAAUAGUAAUGAAGCUCGAACAAAUGUCGGAAGUCUCAUUAUUUAACAAUGAGUGUUACAAUUGAAAUAAAAAUAGCUUAAC
Trichogramma pretiosum is the source of this 2010-nucleotide messenger RNA. RefSeq names its product putative ankyrin repeat protein RBE_0220. The record is from RefSeq and is a predicted model, not a curated record. NCBI's taxonomy places the organism in Eukaryota, Metazoa, Arthropoda, Insecta, Hymenoptera, Trichogrammatidae. The coding region runs from base 181 to 1797 and encodes 538 amino acids. The transcript has 2 exons. Gene Ontology annotation, molecular function: protein binding.